This is a messenger RNA of Medioppia subpectinata, 603 nucleotides long. Lineage: Eukaryota; Metazoa; Arthropoda; Arachnida; Sarcoptiformes; Oppiidae. The record is from the annotation of a GenBank genome assembly.
AUGACAACGUUAAGUGUAUGUAUUGUUGGCUGUAAUGGAAGUCACGCUUCGAUUCAUUUCUACCCCAAUAUAACUGCUAUCGGGUGUGGAGUCGGGAGGAGAGGGAGUCUUAUGGACAACACGUGCUUUAAAUACCAUCCAAACAGUAAUACAAUGUUUGCUGGUAUUGAAAACGGACGGGUAGUCCAGACCGGAGAGACGCCGUGGACUGUGUUUAUUACAAACAGUUUGAGCAGUGGUGGUGUGAUACUGAACGAGCGAUGGAUCCUAACGUGUGCUCACGGAUUACAUUGUGGUCAAAACUGUCCCGUGACUGACAUUCGUGUAUAUCCGGGGCUAAUAAAUCAAAGCAUUUCAAACCAUCCCUACUAUACGGGCGGUCAGUAUUUCAUUCAUCCCGUGUAUGAACUCAAUCGUUGGCGGCCCUGGGAUUUGGCGUUAAUCCGACUCAACACUGCUCUCCCAUUGGACGGCACUUCGGGUAAGACUGGGAUUAACGCCAUUUGUUUGCCCGAAGAGAUGGCCCUCAAUGUGGACGAAGAGUACGCUCUGUUGAAUGGUUUCGGAGCCAACAAAAAGGACGGCACGGGAUAUGAUUUAUAA